GGUGCUGCACCGUGCACGUGGCAUUCCAUUCGUGAUUGUUUUCAAAAUCAAGCGGAGGGAGAUGUACAUGAAUUUCAUUGUAUUAAUGAAAGUAGUGAAAAGGUCAUGCACAUCAUGUUAAGUCGAUAAUUUACUACAAAAGUUUCACUGAAUGAAAUUCCUGCAGCUACGAUGUACGAUAAUUAUAUUAAAUUGCCGUUUUUAUUAGCAAUACAUGAUCCAGUUAAGCUUAUCAUAAUAAAAUCCUCAGUCAAGACUUUCUUACUUGAAUAAUAUCAUCGUAACCGGUGUAGUUUUUUAGAGAAACAACGGUAACUAAAUUUAUGAAAUUCGUUUGUUGUGAACCCGCAUUCCUUUGACAGCCUUGAGCCACUCUGGCUGACAUUUUCAUUUAACAGUAACGCGGAGUAAUGAUAGAGAAGACUGAAUGUUCAGCUCAAAUAUUUCAUGAUAACCUAAAGAGGAGUGAGACAGCCUGGUUAAUGAAAACAUGUAAUGAAGAAUAUAUCUGUGCACAGGAAUGCCACAUCAAGCAUACCUACCUUCAAUGUGUUGUUUACUUUUUUUCAUAAGGCUACUUUUAUAUUCAGGAAAAUAAAUAAACUACAAAGAAUGGUUUAGUUAGUAGCAGUGUUUUUAUAAAAGGAAAAUGUGUGGUGUGCACAAAUACAUUGUAAAAUAAUAGGUAUCAGUAUUGUUUACAAAACUUGAUGUAGAGGUAGGUCAUACUGAAUAAUAUACAAAUGACCCACGAAAAGUGUAAAAAGCAUCAUGCGAAAAAGAUUGAAGAAAUAAUAAAAAGUUUCUUGUCUGGCAGUACUCGGCAGCUAAGAUUUCGCGCCAUAUUGGAUCUCAGGUGAAAAAUAUUAGAAAAUCGACGGUUUUGACGGUCCUGGCGCCGAAAGUGAGGCUAAUGUGACUGUUUAAGGGAACUCUUCACGCAAUGGGACCAGAACAAGCCUAGGUGGGUCAGGCCCAUGUAGUGGCCGGCCAGCCCAGCACUAAUGCCCACCCUGGACCCCGGCCACCCCACCCAGUACCUGCCCAGCCACCCUCCUCCACCAAUGGCCAAUCCUUACGCUCCCUCACGCUCUGGCCCGCCCCCAGGCCCCAGUUAUGGCCGCCUGCCCCCAGCUGGCCCCCAGGUUAUGCCUCCUCCUCCACACCGGGUCCCCUCGGGCCACCUCAACCCUGCUGGCCGAGGUCCAACUGGUCCCCUCAAGUCCUCUGGCCCUUCUGGGCAAUAUCUCCACCCACGACCCCACCCUGAACCACUACCCCCAGGAGAGCCCCGCCAGCCCCCUGCUUACCCCGAACCUCCAAGGUACCCUGGUCCCCUGGUAGAUGACCCAGAGCGGCACCAUGUGGGGCCGAAACAUGAUGGGCGUGUCGAGGAUGAGGCAGGGCGGCACUCCUUGCAUGCCCAGCUGGCUGAGCUGCGGCACCUGAGGGAGGCUCAUCAGCGCCUCACUGACGACAACCAGGAGUUGCGUGACCUGUGUUGCUUCCUGGACGAUGACCGACAGAAGGGCCGCAAGCUGGCUCGUGAGUGGCAGCGGUUUGGGCGGUACACAGCCUCAGUGAUGCGGCAAGAAGUCACUGCUUACCAGAACAAGCUGCGCGGCCUUGAGGCAAAACAACACGACCUUAUCAAAGAUAACCUGGAACUCAAGGAGCUGUGUCUGUACCUUGAUGAGGAGCGCAACAAUGCCACCUGCACUCACUGUGGCAACCCACUCAUCACCCGGGACGACGGCGACGGCUCCUCCUCAUCCACUAACGCAGACGAACCCUCUGGCCCCCCCCAGUCUGCACCCCAGCCCCCAGCACCCCCAGACAUCCCUCUUGCCCGUUCCUCAUCUAGGGAACGGUUGCUGGAGGAUACUCUCAUUCGCCAAAGGUCGCCCAUGAAUGAGCAAGUCCUGAGCUACAUCAAGUCCCUAGAGAGCCGAGUGUUGAUGUUGGAGGCGGAGAAACAACAACUGGCUGAACUUGUAAAGCCCAGCCGCUUCCACCCAGAGGGGGCAGGUGGAGAGAGUGGGGAACUGCCUCCCCCUGCACCUCCUCCUCCACACUCCCGUCCUCUUCAGCCACCACCUUAUUCCCUCUCCCAUCACUUGAGGGCAGUGGGGCUCGGGCUCACUCACAGAGCACCCCUCGGACCUGGGUCAGGUGACAGUGAGGAGGACCUGCUCCCUGAAGGGCCGCCCCCGCUAGUGUCCCGUCCCACUUCUGUUGCAGCUGCCAUGAGGGUGCUGGAGGUGCAGGAGCAGCUGGAAGGUGUAAUGGCCCCCCAUCCAUCCUCAGGUCCUCCCCCCUCACAGGGCCCCCCUCCCCCCACCCAGCAGCCUGCACCCUCACCUCAUGAUGCUGCCCUUGCUGACGGGGAGAAAGCCCUCCUGAGGCAGAUGUGUAAUGUGGUUUGGAAGAAGCUGGAGGAGGUGCCCAACCAGAACAGAUAACAAGUUUUGAUUCCCUCCUUACCCUAUUCCAUUUCUCCUCCUUUGCUUCCUCUUUCUGAGUGUGUGGGAAUAUGCAGGCAUCUUUCCCCACCUCAGCAUGGAUACCUCCUCCUUUCUCCCACCCUCCUCUCCCAUUUCCUGUCCAUACCAUUCCCUCUUUAAUCCCUGAUCAGAAUUCUCAUUGAGGAAUCUUGCAAGUGUCAUGCAAACUAAUCAAGUGCCUUCCCUCCUCUCAACUUGGCAUAUGAAGAUUUCCUCCUCCUCCUCAUUCCCUGCUUCUCCAGGCAAGGUAUGGUAGUGUACAGUGUCUCAGCAGUGCACAGGAGCAGGUUUUUUUUAUCAAUACUUUAUUUUCUGGCAUAAAGGGAAGAUGCACUGAUUCACAUAGUAUAGCACCUGUAUAUAUGUCUUCAGAUGCAGCAGUGUAGAGCCUCAACAUGCAAUGGUCUUUUUGUCAGUGCUGUGUAAUAAGAAUAGUUUUACAUGUCUUGUUUCGAGCGUCGACAAGCUUUGUUUGUAAAGGAUUUCAAUAUAUUCUAUGGUUACAAUCUAGACAGCAGGUGUCUUGAGGCAGCAGUCAGUGUGCUGGCUUACCCAGGUGGUCUGUCAGCCUUCCUCAGGGACUGCAUAUUUAUAAAGUUGUCACCAUGAUUAUAUUAAUUCACCAGUUCCUGUUUCAUGCAACACCUAACACUAAAAGAUUUUGUAGAUGUCCAGUGCCUCUACAUCUGACACCUUCCACCAGUAUCACAAUACACAGAGGUAUGGUAUUCAUAGCAAUGCAUUUUCUUUCUGUGGUUGUGUCUGAUAAUGACUACUCUUGCCAUUGCUACUCUCAUUGGCAAAUUUCAACGUUAAUUUUUUUCAAUGGUAAUUAAGAGGUAUAUCCUAUGCCAGAAAAUAUAGUUAUAUUUAAUGGGAAAUGCCAUAACAAUUAAGUAACAUGUAGCAUUAGGGGGAUGUUUUUAUUAUCUAACAUAUUGAUCAAGCUCAGUAUUACAUAAAUUUUUAGUUGGGGAAAUUAACAAGUGAUGGUAAGGAUGCCAGUGCUAGACAGUCUGUGCCAUGUGGCACUAAGGUCAUUUAGGGAUAGAGAUCCUUCCUUGUUCAUCCUAGAGGCUGUUCUGUGGAUGGCAAGUUUACUGAGAUGCAACAAACAGGUCAGUCAUGUCUGCCUUGCCUGAAACAUGUGUGUCUUUAACAGUCUGUGGGGCCAUCAGGUUUGCAAAGCAUUCCAAGGUCAUUAUGACGAAACUCACUGACACGAUGACUUCAAUAUUUCUGUUGCUUUCAAAUUAUUUGGAUAAUUGUAGACUUGUUCAUAGCAAUAAAGAAGAGCUAUUUUAUUGCAAAUGAAAAUGAAGGAUGUGGUAUGCAUUUAGGUUCUAGAUGUCAGUAUCAAAGUAGCCAGAACAUAGUUAUGCUAAUGAGCUUUGUUGCCCUGCGUUGAAGCCUUGGUUUGUCAGUCAGUUGUCAUUUUGGUAAUCAGUGUGACGAGCAAUUUCAAGAAAAAAAAUUGUUCUCCAUUUCCCACGUAAACUAGGUUGACCACGCUUUGAAAAAUGUGUAGAUAACCAUUAUUUUGCAUUAAUUAAUUGCAGCAUAUUGUUAAUAUCUCAUCCCGUUCAUUUCUUGUUCUUUCAUAACAUUGGUAGACUAUUUCUUUAUAUCUUAUCUUUUUCUGUUGGUGAAAUAACAUUUUCAUCUACCUCAUAUAUGGUUAUUCAAAACAAGGAACAUAACUAAUCAGUUAUUUUUAAAGGCAUGAUGAUAAUAGUAAUUUUUCUUCUUUUAAACUCUUAAGGUUAGAGAAUAUUUACUCCAGUGUUCUGAUUUCUUUAUAUAAUUUAAUAUUGUUGAAAAUCAUUUUUUAUUAAAAAUUGAUCUUCAUUAAUAUUAAAUGUUUAUGUUUGUAGCUGUGGUGCUGUUGUACAUUGUUAAAUGCCUUCCCUCAUUUAGUUAUUAACAGUUGCUCGUGAAAAAUUGUUCCGUGAUAAAAAUAGACAUCUAUUUUCACAAGAUUGCACUGAUAGGCAGUGCCAUUCAUUCUGUCCUCUUCCUGACACCAAAAUGUCAAGCCUGUUUUUCUAUAAUCAUGCCUAGGUCUUUUGGGCAUCAGUACUUAAAAUGUGAAGUAAAAAGAGCUUGAACACCAAAACUACCAUUGAAGGGGCCUUACUAUUCCAAACAUUUGGCAACUCUGAUGGUCUCACAGGAAAGUAGAGAAGACGUCAAAUGAAGACAAUAAUUUGAUAGAGAUUUAAUAUAAAUUACAGGAAAUUGUGUAAUGUGUAAAGGUGUGUGCAUGUGUCAGCGUAAGACUGUUGCCCAUUGUUGCUUAGCAUGUUACACUGAUGUCACCUUCCCAUCUAAAAAAUCUUUUUAUCUUUGUAGGUAAGUGUGUAGAGUUGUCUUGAAAAUGAGCUAUCUCUUUGAUCUUUGCAAGCAUGCACAUGCAUGGACACACACACACACACACACUUACUUUACAUUCCACUCUGCAUCCUUGAUCUUGGUCAGCUUUCACUAUUCCUCUGUAGGAAGAUAAUUUUGUCCACACCAAGGCAGAGCCCAAGCUGUUUUUGCUGUUUAUUUCUUAGGUAGCUGCAUUUAGGGUGUAAGGAAGAGGGUGCAAAAGUUGCAGCUUUCCACACAAGGUCACCUAUGUAGAGAUCCUUUGGGCCCACACAUACAUUUUGUAGAAACUUCAAGUUUACUAUAAUUGCAACACAUUUUGUAUGCCCAGAAGACAGCUUCAGUCACAUCAUCUGAGUGGAACAGAAUAUUGAUGGAGUAGCAAGUGGUGCCGUGCCAUAUACGUUGUGUGGGUACGGGGGAAACAGUGAUGAGUGAAAGUUUUGUGUGGUAAUCUGCCCCUGCUCCCUUCAGAUGAGUGUGUGUGUUUGUGUGUUUGUGUGUGUGUGUCAGAACUGGGAUUAUACUGUACAAGAGACAGCUAACUGUCAUGCAAGGGAAGGACUGAUGAUCAUUGCCCUCCUGACCUUGCAGCUUUAAGUUUUACCUGUGCUUCCUAUGAAAUGUACUGAGAAAAGUGCAUCCCAUUCUGCUGUGUUUGAACCACAGUGGUCAUGCAAAUUCCCUAUUUUCCUUGUAAAUAGUACAUGUUUAUGUAGGGUCUUAAGGUCCAAAUGACACCAAAUAUAUACAGUAACUUUCCACAAGUGACAUCCAUUGACUAUCUUCACUUAGAGCCUUCUCUGGUCACUUUAAUUCUUCAUCAUAGGUUUCAUCAUCAUCCACUUUUGUAUCACCAUAUCUGGCAUGUUAUGUAAAUAGUAAAACUGAAUCAGAACUUCUUAGCAGCAGGUAGCAUGAGCAGUAUUGAGCUGUAUAUGGGUAUGUUGUAAGAGACAAGAGGAAUGGUGCUGGGAUUGAGAGGGGAAAGAGUAAGCCUACAGGUUGCAGGAAGACAUGAUAUAGUUGAAAAAUAUUUUGACUCAAAGAAUAUCUGCAAAAAAAUAGUAAUGGAGGUGGAUUGAAAUAUAUAUGACUACAGAAUAGCAUAAUAGCAUAGUGCUGCAAAAUUAUUUAAAAUGAAGUUCAGUCUGAAUACGACUCUUGGCAUGAACGAUCAGGUUGGCCAAUCCUCAGCUUUUCAGUAAAUUCCACAUUAUCUUCAGGCUUCGUCAUAUUUUGUACUCAUCAUAUGCUGAGUGGCACCAGAAUCUGCCACAUCACAACAUUGACAAUGCAGUUGUAACUACAUUCUUGAGAUUUGCUCUUCACAGCUACACAGCAACUAUCAUGUCCUCCAGGGUGUCUGGGGAAACCUAGGGAAGGUAAAUGUGGUAACCUGGAUGUCAUGCUGGUCCUGUCCCAGAAUAAUGAGUUACCAGUACUUCCCGCCACAGACUCAAUGGCCAAUGUGACAGAUGAGAACCGAGGCCAUGCUCAUCUGUAGCAUAUGCCUCCUUUAUUACAUUACCAGCAUUCAUACCAAUUUGUAACAACUUUGUUGGUGUAUAUACCUUUUUUUUCUGCAGUGUUGAUGGUGGGUCUUGCCAGGAAGUCACUCAACAGAUUGGCCUGGCCUUCGGUGUUGUGGACUCACUCAAUAUGAGUAUAAGGUGUUGUUGAUAUUUUUGCAGGCAGACAAAGAUUUGAAUCUUUAAGUCACUUGGGCUCCCUGUCUUAGUGUAUGACUGUGAGACAUGGAUACUGAAUAGUGACUUGGAGAGGCAUGUCAGUGCCUUUGGUACCAAGUGCCUUUGUAGGAUUGUGGAAUAUUGUUGGGAUGACUGCGUGUUGAACCAGCGACUACGCAAUAAAACUGAAUCAAGGCCUGUUACUAGCUUAGUUCGUGAAUGCCAACGUCAGUUAUAUUGGCACGUGGCAUGUGUCAUGGGCGUCAAUCCUGCCUACAGGAUUGUUUUUGUAGAAGAUAGCCCUGAGCGGAGGAGACCAGGGGAUGCCCAAGUAACUUACGGCUGAGGCAAGCUGAUUGAUUCAUGGAGGGGCUUGGGAUGGGAAGGGCAGCUGUGUGGUGGCUUGCCCAGGGAACUGUUGGGGGUGGAGUGCCGGGCGAGUGAAGCAACAUACCCCCUGGCAUAUGCUCCCUCUUUGUUGUUAGUAGUUAGUUAACUGACUGGAAUGUGCCAGCAUCAAUAUGGUCUUCAUGCACUUCACCAGCCACUCUUUUUUUCCCAUUCUACAUUUUGCCACAGGCCUUGCAUGUAAGAACAUAAAUAUACAUAUAGCAGAUGAGCCUCACUGCUAUAAGCUACAAGCUUUAUUGAUGAAACUAAAUUGCUUUUAUGUUUACUGUUUUUUCUUAUAACAAAUUGAAGUACAUAAUUGUGGAAAGAGAAAAUGGCUGCAUAGCUAAGGUGACCAGAGUCCCGCUUUAUUUACGUUUGUCCUGCUUUUUGAAGUGUCCCUAAAAUGUCCUGGUUUAUUUACAUCUGUCCCGCAUUUAUUUAUUUGGUAUUGAAAUGUCCCACUUUUUUCAUGAACUACUAAUAAUUAUACAUUUUUACAGUCUUUUAUGUUUCACUAACUGGUAACUUUACACAAGUCAUUCUUGUACCGUCCAUACUCCAUACAGGUCAGGGUGAAGAUUGCUACGCGUAGCUAUCUUUACCUUGAUACAGGUACGGAGUUCCUAUGAGAUAUUGUGCCUCCAACUCUACUCACAUUAGUAUUAGAUUUGCAUUGCUGGCAUGAGGUGCACUCUGUGUAUGUGUGUGUGUGUGUGUGUGUGAGAGAGAGAGAGAAAAUGUCCCGCUUUUAGCUUCAGCAGAUCUGGUCACCUUAUGCAUAGCAUGCCUUUCCCACAGCUUAUUAAUUUUGGGGUGUGAUAGUAACAGUCAAAGCCAUUGUCGCUUUUACACCUGAACUGGGCUCUCUGUUUUCUAAUAUUUUCAAUUUUUUUACCAAUUCAUCGUCCAUAGCCACCUCAAUCUCCCCCUACCUGCCUUCCCUGCCCCUCCUCACCCCCCCCAUCUUAACAGCCCCAAAAUUUCUUCUGAUGAGAGAGUGAGGUCAGCCCCUGAGGACAGGUGACUAACUCUCUCUCUCUCUCCCUCUCUAUCUCUUGCAUUUUCCAUCUUUGUCACACACACACACACACACACACUUUUUACUUCAAUUUUAUUUCCUUUCUUGCCUGUCUUCUUCCUCUGUUUCCUCCAUGGAGAUAGAAUUGAUGGACUUGACAUGGGCCGCUAAUCCCAUUCAUUGAAGCGAAGCUGCCGAACUGUCAUUUUUAGGGCUGCAAGAUGAGGGAUACCCGGGUGAGAGCUCACGCCCACUACCUUAGUUGGUACCUCCAGAUCCCAUCUCAUUCAUUAUGAUGUUGGUGUUUUUGAUUAUCAUACAUUUAUUGAUGUGAUAGAUCUAUUUCAUAAAUACCUGACACCUGACAGGUGUCUGCCACCUUGCGGCCCUAAAAAUGACAGUUAACCCUUUCACGCACCAAAAGUUUAAUAAGUUUCUCUUUCCACUGCGACAUCCAUCUGGGGCUCCCAAGGGGACCUCGAGGAAUGGCCUGACCGUGCGGCGAAACAUUUUAUCAUGUUAUCAAUUUCACCCACAAGUAUUCUUUUUUCCUGGCAUUGUUAUAUAUAGUUGGUUUUGGAAGAGAUUAUUCUGCCCUAUGAAAGAGAAAAAUUAUCAAGAAAUGCAAAUAAUUAACGAAGUUUACCGACUCUGAAUUUUUUUUUUAAAGGGACAACAGUCGCGCUCACAGGCUGCCUGCUGGGAGGCACCUAAACCACGAGCAAUUAUCACUUCAAAUCCAACGGCACAAGAGAGUUGACGAUUAGUUCAUUUUAUAGGUCUAGCUUGGAUCUUUGACGCAAAAACUUUUGACGCGAUUCUGAAAGAUAAUUUAUUUUUGGCGAUUUUUUAAAAAAAAUUGACGCGAUUCGAGUCAAAAGCUGAUGUAGACAAUUCCGUUUUGACUUGAAUCACGUCAUGGUGCGUGAAAGGGUUGAUGACAAUUCAGCCGCUUCAUUGGUCAGGGGCUGAUGUCGACUCCAACCCUUAUACCUCCAUGGUUUCCUCCCAUUUUUUCCCUCCCUACCAUCCACCUUAUGAGGGUUCGCACCUCCGCCCACUUCUCCUCCACUGCUCCACCUCCACCUCAUGACACGUAAAAUGUAAUUUGUUUCAGUUCUUACAGAAUUACCAUUUUACCAUAAUAUCCCCUGUCCCUCUCUGGGGUUUUGUGGUGCAGUGGUUAGCACACUCGGCUCACAACCGAGAGAGCCUGGGUUCGAUUCCCGGGUGGAGUGGAAAAAUUUGGGCGGCUUUUCUGAUACCCUACGCCCCUGUCCACCCAGCAGUGAAUGGGUACCAGGUAUUAAUCGGGGGUUGUGUCCUGUCUCCAUGGAUUUGUUCCCUUCUCCUAUAAUUCCUUCCCCCUUCUGUCUCUCUCCGGCAUAUGACCACAGAUGUUGCGCCGACUAAACGAAACUUUCCAACUUUCCCAUGUCUUUCUCUUUUAUUUCCUUACAACAAUCCUUUCCUUCUUCCUCUCUCUCUCUCUCUCUUGCAAAAUCAGUGGCUGUGUGUGUGUGUGUGUGUGUUUGCAUUAAAAGAAAAAGAGAGAGAGAGAGAGAGAGAGAGAGAGAGAGAGAGAGAGAGAGAGAGAGAGAGAGAGAGAGAGAGAGAGAGAGAAAUAUUAAUCAGAAAAUAGGAAGAAGAUAAAAUCAUAGAAAAAAGUGAAAAGGGCAAAUGAUUAAAUAAAAAUAUACCUCUAAAAUAGAGUGCAAAAAGUAAAGAAUUAAUGAUAUUAAAAAAAAGAUAAAUGAACUGUAAGAUAUAAAGAGAGUGUGUGUGUGUGUGUGUGCUUUUCUCCUCCUCCUCCUCCUCCUUGUCUUCUUCCUCAUCCAUUCUUUGUCUACUCUUCUACUCUGCCUUUCUGUCAUCUUUCUCCAACUCUCUUUCUCAUAUUUCCCCUUGUUCGUGUCAUGUUUUUUCGUCACUGUUUCUCUCUCUCUCUCUCUCUCUCUCUCUCUCUCUCUCUCUCAAGCCUCCCCUUCUUAAUCCACACUCCUCCUAUUGUCUCCUGGGAUGUUGAGCUGUGUGUAGGAAGGGAAGGGUGGGAUGGGGUGGGGUCAUGGUGACAGGCUCAGAGCAAACUUCAAGGGAAAGGCUGAGGAAGUGGAAAUCUGCCUCCUACUCAGCUAAAAGUGUAAAAGAGACAAUGGCUUUGACUACAUACAGGGAUGCAUGUAACUUUGAGUUAUGCAAAAAUCUUACUUGAAAUGAAUACACAGAUAGUUGAACAGUUUUAUCUAAAAAUAUGCAUAAUAGAAAAAAAUAAGAUUAUUCUGGCAUUGCUGCCACAGGCAGCUGCCAUAGAGUAAUGUUGCGACUUGAAUGAUUGAUGUUAAUUAUGAAAGGUGUGGUGAACAACAAAACUUCUUCAAAUUAAAUGAGAUGCUGGGGACCAGUAUUAUUUUUUAUCAUUGUGUUGUUAGGCAUGUUCACAAGGUGCCAUAAUGGGUUACUAAUACAAGUGAGUGUUUUUUCCAUGGCUGGAAAUCCAAAAUAGACAUUUUAUUUACCAAGGAGGCAAGCUAAAUGUGAUUGGAAUCUUGAUCUAGAUUCAGAUUAGGGUGAGCAGAAUUAAGACCAGAAACAUGUUUGUGUGCAAAGUUGUGAAAUUCUAACAUUGUUAGCAUGCCUUUGCUUUAUCAACUUAAUAGAGGUAAAAUAUUUACCAAAGCCUGGCAGUGGCAUGCAUUCAGUUGUAAAUUGAUUGUUGCAUGCCAUCACUCUUCUUCCCCCAUACCAUUGCCUUGGAUGCUCUUUUAUUUUCUGCAGAAUCACAGUUGCUCAUUAUUGCAAGAAGUUUGGUGGAACCAUUUGAUAUUUUCUUUACUCACUUUUCUCAUACAUGAACACUUUUCAUCGUUGUUUCUUGUAUGAAUGCUUGUCAUAGUUUUUUAUGUAUGAAUGUUUGUCUGUAGAGGACUUCCUGUCUAUCACAUCAAUUGCCAAAAUUCAGAUACCAAACCGAAUGGUAUGUGUAGCUUAUUUAAUUUUGUUAAAAAUUAUAAUUUUAUUCAUGAUUUUGUAUAAAGAUUUCUGGGGUAUCAAAUAUUUUAAAUGUUGUAUUACUUGUGUCUGUAUCUCAGUGCAAUAAGACAUGUUAAUACAUGAUGCAUGCACUGACUAAGUUUUACUGAUGACCUCGAGGAGUAUUGGAAGAAGCUGUCACAACUUCACAUUAAAAACAGUUGUGUGAAAAGUUUGUGAUUGCUGUAGCUUCUGGCAUAGUGUCAGGAAUAUCCUUUUGUGAUGUGCAUAGCCAGGUGGUGUGCUAGAGAGAUAGAUUAAGUUGAUGCAGUAUGCUAUGGAAGUACCUGUUAUCGUUUACUCCUAGACUAGUAAUAUAUGAUUUCUUUUUAAAUUGUAUUUGUAGUACGAAGCUGGUUGGUGUAUCAUGUUUGUGUGAGUGUGCAUGUGUCUGUAGUUGUGGGUGUUUGUAUAUGAAUAUCAUAUGUCUUUCUUUUUAUUUAGAAUUUAUAUAUUCUUCAUUACUCAAAAUUCACUUCCUCCUUCUUUCCUUACAGCACUGUCUCUACCACCAUUUUUUAGUAAUAUCUGCAACUACUGUUUUCAUUACUUGUCAUUCUCAUUAUUAUAGUGGUCCAAGGCUCAACAUAUACUUUGUGUAGUAAAUAUAGUCCUCAGAGUAAUUUUAGAAAAAUUAUAUAUAUAAAGAUUAUAUUUUUUAAUGGUGCAGUGUGUGAACUUAUUAGAUUAGCAAGUUGUAAUAUAGCAUUGUGCAGGAAAUAUAUUAAGGAUGUCAAUAAAGUACAGAUUUAUAUAUGUAAUGUAAAUUGUAUAAUUUUAGCAUGUAUUCCAGCAUGUUGCCCUUCACAUGUGUUCCAACAUGGUGCCCUUUACAGGAAAGAAUUACUAGCUCCAGGUGACACUGCAGUGCAUUUGUGGAUCAGCAAGGUAAGCAAGCAUUUUUAACACAUCAGACACAUCUAUAAUUGUUUGGAGUUCUAGCAUUCAACCACUGCCUACCACACUUGUUUGUCUCAUAAAGAAUAAUGAGGUACAUCUGAACUGCAGUGGAAUUUUGGAUUGGCUUGGCCCAUAGUGUUAUGGACUCACUUAGAAUUGUCAAUACCUGUGCAGAAGGACAAAGAUCCUGAUAUUCAAGUUGUAUUUGCUCCAUCUUACUCUGUGGGUGUGAGACAUGGACAUUGAGCAGUGACUUGAAGAGGCAAGUCAGUGCUUUGGUAAUAAGUGUCUUUGCAGAAUCAUGGGGUUCUGGUGGAAUGACAUUGUGUCAGAGCAGAAAAUACCCCAUGACUGAAUCAAGGCCUGCAUAGUCUGAACACCAAUUCUGGCUAUAUGGACAUGUGGCAUGCUAUCCAUUAGUCAACCCUGUUCACCAGGUUGUUACUGUAAGAGAUAACCCUGAAUGGAGGACAAGGUGCCUGCAUGGAAAGUUGCUUGUUGGAACCCCCAGGGGAUGACAUUAUAGGGUGGUAAGACAAGGAACCCCCUGACAUAUAACUCAGUUGAUUGAUUCAUUGAUUCCUCCUCUUACACACCCUCUCAGAUUCAUCUACAGCAUCCUUUCAUAUUCUGACAUUGCUAUACCAAAUUCAAUGGUGCAGCUCUGGUCUCUGAUACCAAAACCCUGCAAUUCUCAACCUCCUGGAUCUUGCAAAAUUUAGGAAAGAGCUGUUGAUGUUCCUAGGACCAGAACCUUGGGGACCAAUACAUAACUUGUAGCCAACCGUCAGUGCCAGUAGUAGCAUUGAAGUUGCCCAAGACAAUGAGUGUUUCCCGAGGAGGGCACUGGUCUAAUACGGAGUUGAGUUUGGCAUAGAACACCCCCUUGUCUUCAGUUUCACUCAUCUCAGUAGGAGCGUACACUGCAACAAGAGACAUGAAGCCCAGUGUGUGCAUCAGCCUCACUUGCAUUAUAUGCUCAUCAACUGGAGUAACCUCAGCUACAAAUGGCUGCCGUUAGCUGGAGAUACCUAUAGCUACCCCCUUAACCCUUUCAAUACGAUGACGCUUACGUAGGCGUCAUGAAGCCUCAGUAGCAUAUACGAUGACGCCUACGUAGGCGUCAUAUUUCUAUUGUUUCUUCUUCUAUUGAGUUCUCCCGUACUUUGUGUUGGUUACUAAGUAAAGACGCCGUAUGCUGUCUUUGAAAUCCUAUUGCUCCUCCCACCAUCCUUGUUCCCACCAAUCACAAAAAAUGAGCUACAGUAUACACCGCCUUGUGUUUAAAAUUAGGAAGUCUCAUUCUCUCUCUCUCUCUCUCUCUGACACCGAGGCGCCGACACCAUCACGUCUCGCCAACAUUGCCAGAUUGCCGUAUUCAGCCUCCUAUUUUUGCCAAUUUCCGACCCAAAAACUGCCUCCUCGACCCCAAUAACUGCCUAUAUAAAUAGAUAUCGGUAAAAUAAUUAAUUAUUGGUGUCUUUUGGCAACUUCUAUGGCUCAGAAAUAGGUAAAUACGAGGCUCUGAGUAGUACAAUAAUCUGGCAACGGUGCGUCUCGCCCACCUCUCUCUCUCUCUCUCAGACACCAAGGUGCCAACACCACCACUCCUUGCCUAUCUCUCUCUCUCUCACACACACACACACACACACACACACACAUGUACACACAUACAUUGUCUGUGAUGACAAAGCAGUAUCUG
This is a messenger RNA of Eriocheir sinensis (Chinese mitten crab), 13611 nucleotides long. RefSeq names its product coiled-coil domain-containing protein 85C-like (gene Ccdc85). Bases 1005 to 2462 code for a protein of 485 amino acids. The transcript has 7 exons. The record is from RefSeq and is a predicted model, not a curated record. Lineage: Eukaryota; Metazoa; Arthropoda; Malacostraca; Decapoda; Varunidae.